CUCUCGGGGAUGAGUCUGGGGGGCAUCCAGCGGGCUGGAGGCACGCGCCGCUGUGGGAAGUGGGGGUGUCAGGGCGAGGGCCGGCGUGCACAUUGCCUUUGGCCGGGAGCGGGCACUGUGAGGGCGCAGCCAAGAACAGCCACCCCCUCCACUCUUUCCUUCCCUCGGGAUGCACAGAAACAGGGGCCAGCCGACCCCUGAUUUCCACCCCCUUCCCUAGCACCUGGGCUCCGAGACCAUGUUGGGCGGGGUCAGGCGGCGGUUGCCCCAGCUUGGAAGGAGCAGCACCUCCCGCCCUCCGGUGUUCCCGCUGCCCCAGAGGAGCUGGCACCAAAUCUCAGGAAACAAUGAAGCCACCUCUGCGGCGCGCAGAGGGCACCCCGGCGAGAUCGGCAUCCAGCCGCGCGCCCUGAUGCGGGCCAGGGAGGCCGCGUGGGGCUUCAGCCGGGCCUCGCCAGUCCAGGCUGUCUGACUCGGCUUCACACCGCAGCGACCCUAGCCCUGCUUGGAGACACCCGGACCUCCCCGGGGCGCCAGCUCCACGGCUCCACCGGGUCCAGAAACAAGCCGGAUUUUUUUUUCUUCCUGGAAAUUGGCUUUGGUGUGUGCUGCCCUACGUCCCUCCUCCCCCUCCCACCCACACUACCCCCCCCUCCCUUUUUUUUGAGACAUGGCCCGGGCAGUGGCUCCUGGAAGAGGAACAAGUGUGGGAAAAGGGAGAGGAAGCCGGAGCUAAAUGACAGGAUGCAGGCGACUUGAGACACAAAAAGAGAAGCGUUCCUCUCGGAUCCAGGCACUGCCUCGCGGUUUUCCUUUCUGCAAGACGGGCUGAGGAUUGUACAGCUCUAGGCGGAGUUGGGGCUCUUCGGAUCGCUUCGAUUCCCCUCUUUGCUGCAUUUCCCUCCACGUCCUCGUUCUCCCGCGUCUGCCUGCGGACCCGGCGAAGGGAGAAUGGAGAGGGGGCUGCCGCUCCUCUGCGCCGCGUUCGCCCUCGCCCUCGCUCCGGCCGGCGCUGUUCGCAACGAUAAAUGUGGCGAUACUAUCAAAAUUGAAAGCCCCGGGUACCUUACGUCUCCUGGUUAUCCUCAUUCUUAUCACCCAAGUGAAAAAUGCGAAUGGCUGAUUCAGGCUCCGGACCCAUACCAGAGAAUCAUGAUCAACUUCAACCCUCACUUCGAUUUGGAGGACAGAGACUGCAAGUAUGACUAUGUGGAAGUCAUCGAUGGAGAAAAUGAAAAUGGACGCUUAUGGGGAAAGUUCUGUGGAAAGAUCGCCCCUCCUCCUGUGGUGUCUUCAGGGCCGUUUCUCUUUAUUAAGUUUGUCUCUGACUAUGAGACACACGGUGCAGGAUUCUCCAUACGUUAUGAAGUUUUCAAGAGAGGUCCUGAAUGUUCCCAGAACUACACAACACCUAGUGGAGUGAUAAAGUCCCCUGGAUUCCCUGUAAAAUAUCCCAAUGGCCUUGAAUGCACUUAUAUUAUCUUUGCACCAAAGAUGUCAGAGAUUAUCCUGGAAUUCGAAAGCUUUGACCUGGAGCCUGACUCAAAUCCCCCAGGGGGGAUAUUCUGUCGCUACGACCGGCUGGAAAUCUGGGAUGGAUUCCCUGAUGUUGGCCCUCACAUUGGGCGUUACUGUGGACAGAAAACGCCAGGUCGAAUCCGUUCCUCGUCGGGCAUUCUAUCCAUGGUUUUUUACACCGACACCGCAAUAGCAAAAGAAGGUUUCUCAGCAAACUACACCGUUUUGCAGAGCAGCAUCUCAGAAGAUUUCAAGUGUAUGGAAGCUCUGGGCAUGGAAUCAGGAGAAAUUCAUUCUGACCAGAUCACAGCUUCCUCCCAGUAUAGCACCAACUGGUCUGCAGAGCGCUCCCGCCUGAACUACCCCGAGAAUGGGUGGACUCCUGGCGAAGAUUCCUACCGAGAGUGGAUACAGGUAGACUUGGGCCUCCUGCGCUUCGUCACGGCCGUCGGAACACAGGGCGCCAUUUCAAAAGAAACCAAGAAGAAAUACUACGUUAAGACUUACAAGAUCGACAUCAGCUCCAACGGGGAAGACUGGAUCAACAUCAAAGAAGGAAAUAAACCUAUUGUCUUUCAAGGAAACACCAACCCCACAGAUGUUGUGGUUGCAGUAUUGCCCAAACCAGUGAUCACUCGAUUUGUCCGGAUCAAGCCUGCAACUUGGGAAACUGGCAUAUCUAUGAGAUUUGAAGUAUAUGGUUGCAAGAUAACAGAUUACCCUUGCUCCGGAAUGCUGGGCAUGGUGUCUGGACUUAUUUCUGACGCCCAGAUCACAUCAUCCAACCAAGGGGACAGAAACUGGUUGCCUGAAAACAGCCGCCUGGUAACUAGUCGCUCCGGCUGGGCACUGCCACCCGCACCUCAUUCCUACAUCAACGAGUGGCUCCAAGUCGACCUGGGAGAGGAGAAGAUCGUGACGGGAAUCAUCAUUCAGGGCUGGAAGCACCGAGAGACCAAGUUGUUCAUGAGGAAGUUCAAGAUCGGGUACAGCAACAACGGCUCGGACUGGAAGAUGAUCAUGGACGACAGCAAACACAAGGCAAAGUCUUUUGAGGGCAACAACAACUAUGACACACCUGAGCUGCGGACUUUUCCAGCUCUUUCCACGCGAUUCGUCAGGAUCUACCCCGAGAGAGCUACUCAUAGCGGACUGGGGCUCAGAAUGGAGCUGCUGGGCUGUGAAAUGGAAGCCCCUACAGCUGGACCAACCACUCCCAACGGGAACCCAGUGGAUGAAUGUGAUGACGACCAGGCCAACUGCCACAGUGGAACAGGUGAUGACUUCCAGCUCACAGGUGGCACCACUGUGCUGACCACAGAAAAGCCCACGGUCAUAGACAGCACCAUACAAUCAGAGUUUCCAGCAUAUGGUUUUAACUGUGAGUUUGGCUGGGGCUCUCACAAGACCUUCUGCCACUGGGAACAUGACAAUCGUGUGCAGCUCAAGUGGAGCGUGUUGACCAGCAAGACAGGACCCAUUCAGGAUCACACAGGAGAUGGCAACUUCAUCUAUUCUCAAGCUGACGAAAAUCAGAAGGGCAAAGUGGCUCGCCUGGUGAGCCCUGUGGUUUAUUCCCAGAACUCCGCCCACUGCAUGACCUUCUGGUAUCACAUGUCUGGGUCCCACGUCGGCACACUCAGGGUCAAACUGCACUACCAGAAGCCAGAGGAGUACGAUCAGCUGGUCUGGAUGGCCAUUGGACACCAAGGUGACCACUGGAAGGAAGGGCGUGUCUUGCUCCACAAGUCUCUGAAACUUUACCAGGUGAUUUUCGAGGGCGAAAUCGGAAAAGGAAACUUUGGUGGGAUUGCUGUGGAUGACAUUAGUAUUAAUAAUCACAUUUCACAAGAAGAUUGUGCAAAACCAGCAGACCUGGAUAAAAAGAACACAGAAAUUAAAAUUGAUGAAACAGGGAGCACACCGGGAUAUGAAGGUGAGGGAGAAGGCGACAAGAACAUCUCCAGGAAGCCAGGCAGUGUGCUGAAGACCUUAGACCCCAUUCUCAUCACUAUCAUAGCUAUGAGCGCCCUGGGGGUCCUCCUGGGGGCCAUCUGUGGGGUUGUGCUGUACUGUGCCUGUUGGCAUAAUGGGAUGUCAGAAAGAAACUUGUCUGCCCUGGAGAACUAUAACUUUGAACUUGUGGAUGGUGUGAAGUUGAAAAAAGACAAACUGAAUACACAGAGUACUUAUUCGGAGGCAUGAAGGUGGACAGAGACGAAAAAAUGAGUCAGAGGAUGAAAGUGGAAGGACGGGAGCGAGCUGGGGAGCUGUUGAUCUUUCACUAUACAGGCUGGGAAGUGUGUUGAUGACCGCUGAGCCAGGCUUUUCUCAGGAGCUUCAAUGAGUAUGGCCAACAGACAUGGACGAGGAGCUGUGUUCACCAUCGGACUCAUGUACAGUCAGCCUUUAUCCUGUUGGUUUCAUUUGAAUAAUCAGAUGCUGGUAUUGAGACCAAGUAUGAUCGUCGCAAUCAUUCAUUUUGACCCCUCCUGCCUCUCUCUCUCUCUCUCUCUCUCUCUCUCUCUCUCUCUCUCUCUCUCUUUCCCCUUUAUGGAUUCUUUUUGGAAACGGUGUGAAAUCCAAGAUGCUGGCACCAAGCAUAUUCCGUGUGGCCCUUUGGAUGGACAUGCUACCUGUAACCCAGUGCCCAGAAUAUACUAGAAUUAUCGCAUUUCAGUGGACUCCUGAAGUUGUGCUCGUGCGUAAUUGCCUGCGUCGUGCAUAGGCAAAGAAGGAUUAGGCUGUUUUCUUUUUAAGAGUACUGUGCCUCAGUACCAGUAUAGUGUGUCAGCUCUGUUUACGAAGCAAUACUGUCCGAUUUUCUUGCUGUUUUUCCAGUGUUGUACUAAACCUCGUGCUUGUGAACUCUGUACAGAAAACGGUGCCAUCCCAGAACACGGCUGGUCACUGGGUGUACCGCUGACAACCACAACCACAAAAACACAAAUCCUUGGCACUGGCUAGUCUCUGUCCUCUCAAGUGCCUUUUUCUUUGUACUGGUUCAUUGUGUUACAUUAACGACCCACUCUGUUUCUUGCUGGUGAAAGCCCUACUCUUUAAUCAAACCCUGGUGGCCCACUGACUAAGAAGAAAGUUUAUUUUCGUGUGAGACGUCAGCCCCCGGGCAGGCAAGGGCUCUGAAGAUUUGGCAACGUGGCUUAAUUGUUCUGCUUUUUCUGUAGUUCAAUUUCAUGUCUCUUGACCCUUUUGUAUAAAGCUGCAAUAUUCUCUCUUAUUGUUCUUUCAUAUGGAAUGUAUUUUCAAAUGUAAACUCUUUUCCCUUUCUCUCUCCUAUCUCUGUCUUUUUUUCUCUCUUCGAAUUGGAGGAUUUGCCAUUGUCCAGAAAAGAAACUUGCAGCUUUAACCUGCUGGGAAUGGCAAACGAUUUUACUAGACUUUAUGUUUAAAAAUAAAUAAAUAAGGGAAAUUCCUAACUUUGCCCUCCAAAGUCUAACUUUGGUUUUCUUGUUAACUGGUUAAAGUGACAGUAUCUUUUUUCCUUAUCUAAUUCUAUUCAAAAUGAUCUCUGAUCGAAAUGUUGACAUUUAGUAGAACUAGUGAGAAGUUGAGGAAGAAAUAACACAAAUUGGCUUUCAAGCGAGACCCAAAGAAAGAACCGGAUAAAAUCUUUCAAAUAUCCAAAAGCAUGAGAUUUUUCUAUCCAAAUAUGCAAAAAUGACCCAAGAGAACCUUCUUGUUUUGCUACUGAGUCAGACAAGGGAAGUGGAAGGAAAAACAGUUAAUUUAAGAACCAAACGAUAAAUCCUGAUGCCCGGAGGUCAAGUAUUUUAAGAUAAGAGGGGGGAAAACAUGUAAAGUCAAAACAAAUGUUUUAAAAAAAAAAUUCGUAACAGCAACCUUGAAAAAAUAGACUUGAAUGAAUGCUUCUAGAAACUUCCAGAGGCUCGCAAAGAAUAAGCCUGCCUUAGGGCUGGCAAGACCUAAGCCUCCAACAGCGCAGGGAGGCAGAUAUCUUACCAAGCCACCUGCGAAUUAACCCAAAGGAGCCUUGGUUGUUUCUGAUGCAUUUUUGUCAUGCCAUGUUGGACACGAGAUUUUUUAGAUCUUCCUCCCUUCCCACAUUGCUGGAUGUCUCACUCAAAUACAUUUGUUGGGAGUCACAUUUGCGUCAUAGAUGGGACCGUCCAUUUAUCUUAGUUAAAUUGCAUUGAGAAUGCUUUUUGUUUCCAGGAAAGUAUUGAUCACCAUGAGAGAAGAAUAGUUUUUUGUCCCCAGUGGCAUUCAUUUAGUUGAUAUAAUCCUACCAGACGGAAAGCACUAAGAAAGCCUUGGGUUUUGUUUAUAAAGGCAACAGACUUAAUGUUGUCCUCGGCCAAGGAAAAACGAUACUGCGACUUUAAAGUAUCUUGCACUGAUAAAUAUAUUUAAAAAUUAUAUGUUUAUAAAGUUAUUAAUUUGUAAAGGCAGUGUUACAAAAUGUUCAGUUUAUAUUGUUUUAGAUUGUUUUGUAAUUUUUAAAGGUGUAAAAUAGCAUAUUUUUUCUUUAUGGAAAUCUAUAAAACUUUCUGUAGUAAAAUGUUUUCAUUUUACUGGUAUAUUAUUGCUUCAUGUUUUGUACCAUCGUAAGAUUUUGUGCAGAUUUUUUUUACAGAAAUUAUUAUUUUCUAUGACAAUAUGACACUUGUAAAUUGUUGUUUCAGAAUGAACAGCGAAGCCUUAACUUUAAAUGACAUUUGUAUUCUCAGACACUGAGUAGCAUUAAAAACCACAUAGAACUGAACUGUAACUUAAAUUCCAAACUAUGACUACUACAUUCCAAAGAAACAGUUGAAUUAAACAUUUUCAUAAAA
Saimiri boliviensis boliviensis (Bolivian squirrel monkey) is the source of this 6332-nucleotide messenger RNA. RefSeq names its product neuropilin 1 (gene NRP1). The record is from RefSeq and is a predicted model, not a curated record. Gene Ontology annotation, biological process: neural crest cell migration; sprouting angiogenesis; positive regulation of filopodium assembly. NCBI's taxonomy places the organism in Eukaryota, Metazoa, Chordata, Mammalia, Primates, Cebidae. Gene Ontology annotation, molecular function: semaphorin receptor activity; vascular endothelial growth factor binding; vascular endothelial growth factor receptor activity. Gene Ontology annotation, cellular component: axon; focal adhesion; plasma membrane.